UCUCUCUUCGUUUAUUCAUUGCUCCCCCUCUCCUUCUCCCUUGGCGUUCCUCUUUCUGACUACCUUUUCUAGCAACUGUCCCUAACCAACCAAUCUCACACCCUGGAUUCUCCCUCCUUCCCCCCCCCCCUUCCAACCCUCCAAUCUCCCAUCCCAGGCACUACAACUGCCCGCCUCAGGUGCCCAAGCAAUGCUGCUACCUCUUUCCCCACUCCGUCCCCCUUGCCUCCUCCUACAUCAACCCCGCCUCUCGCUCUUUCUCAUCCCAUCGCUUCCCUUUAUCCCAUGCAAUAUCUCUGAGUACUUCAUCCGCCAAGUUAAAUGCACUCUCCCCUUUCCCCCUCUUUUCCCCUUGCCUGCCUCUUCCAAACCCCCACUCUCCCCUUCCCUCCCAUCGCUCCUUCCCAUGCAGGCAGCACUGUUGCCUGUUGCCACAACCCACCUAAUUGCACUCUUACCUGUUUGCCACUUACUGUAACCCUCUCGCUCUCUCUCCAGGCCACCUGCUCUCCCCUUCCUUUCCUUCCCUUCCUCCCAGGCACUACUUCUGCCCUCCACUGGUGCCCACGCUAUAUCACUCUAUCCGUGUCCCCUCGCCCCCCCUUGUCCCUUCCCCUCUCCUAUUCCCUUGCUCCCUUUCAUCCAGGCAGUAUUUCUGCUUGCCUUAGCUGAUCACACAAGUGCACUCUCUCCUUUCCCCUAUAUAUGCUCGCCAGCAUAUGUUCCCAAUCCCACUCUCCUUUCCUCUCCUUUCCCCCUGCCACCCUCUCUUCCAACCUCUUCUCUUUCAUUCUAUUUGUUCCGUCAAUCCCAAGCGCUACCGCCAUCGUCGUCCACCCAAUCGCACUCUCUUAUCCCUCUCCAUCUCCCGUUCCCUUCAGAUUCCACUCCCCCUUUUUCCCAUCCCUCUCUUCUCUCCAUCUCAUUCAUUAGUUCUGCCUGGCGCCGCAUCUAACUCAAUCACGCUCUGUGCUUUCCCCUUUCCUCCCUUUGCCUCUUUCUUGUCAACCCCUGUACAUCCCAUUUCCAAGUAAACUCUCCCUACACGGUAAUCAUCACUAUUUCGUUUUCUCCAGUUUUGUAAUGUGUACCCGCUUCUCGUACUUGAAAACGUUGAUUCAAAGCACAUGCUCUCCUUUCAAUCAGCCAAACUAAUUAUGGGGAAUCGAAAUGGAGAGAGGGGUCUUUAUAGCUCGCUACUCCCCUCAUUGGCUCCCAGACAUCCUACUGUUGCCCGGGCCACCCCUCGAAGGUAGGUUCAAUUGUCGAUUCAAGCUCUCCCCAGGUGAGCGGCUCGUCCAUUGGACGCUCGUGGUGGAAGGCUCCCCCGGACGCCUGCCCGAUCUUUGCAUGCAAGGUAAUGGCUUGUUGCCGCUGUAGUGUCACUGACCACCUCUGUCGGAAUGAAUGUAUCAGCUUCUUGGUCACUGCGGACUUUUCGUCUGCGUGGUGAUUCUCCCGGGCGGCUACUACCGCCAGCAGGCAGAGGAGUUCCCGGGUGUCGCUGCUGCAGCACUCGUAUGUCUCUGUUGCCACCCCCAGGACUUUGACGAAGGUGAGUCUUUCGUCGUACAGGUCCCUUUUCUUCUCCUGCAUCUCAGCCGCCAUCCAUCCUGUCCCCUUCCUUGCUGUUGGGUCCCGGGAGGAGAUGGGGUCGGUGACGGUGACGUCACAAACCCAUACCGCGCCUGAGUCCGGUUCUCGGAGGGUGAUGUCGGCACGGCGUUGGGUCGUCUCAGGUAGGUAUAGGGUCGACUCCUUGUGCACCACGAAGUGUGCUUCGCUGGCGAGGCGCGCCCCCAGGUUGACCAGUGCAUUGUGUACCCGAAUGGGUCCUCCGAAGGUGCACCUCAGUAGGUGGUUGGGCAGCCUCUUGUCCUUGAGCUCCCUCUUUUCUCUGCAGUUGCAGUUGUCGGGCAGGGAGUGCUGCAGCCCCAUCCGGAAGGACAGGGCUGUGGCGAACUGUCCUUUGCUCAUUGUGAGGUCCGGGCAGAAGGGGAUGGCCAGCAGCCAGUCACCCACCCCCGGACCUAGCAGCGACAGUAGGCGCUGUGUGUGGCCCAUGUUGGGGUUGAGGGCCAGUGCGCAGGAGUCCGCGACCAGAUCGGCGUGUCGUGCCCCAUG
This is a messenger RNA of Closterium sp. NIES-67, 2124 nucleotides long. The record is from the annotation of a GenBank genome assembly. Lineage: Eukaryota; Viridiplantae; Streptophyta; Zygnematophyceae; Desmidiales; Closteriaceae.